GUGGAAGAGAAGGAGCAGGCUCUGUGAGUACACUGGCUGCACUCUGCAGGAAAGCCCACUGCACACUUGCGAGAAAUCCUGAAGAUGGUUAAAGACGACUCUACUGUCCGUUGCUUCCAAGGCCUGCUGAUUUUUGGACACGUGAUUGUUGGUAUGUGUGGCAUCGCCCUGACGGCAGAGUGCAUCUUUUUUGUGUCUGACCAGCACAGCCUCUACCCACUGCUUGAAGCCACCGACAAUGACGACAUCUUUGGGGCCGCCUGGAUCGGCAUGUUUGUUGGCAUCUGCCUCUUCUGCCUGUCUGUCCUGGGCAUCGUGGGCAUCAUGAAGUCCAGCAGGAAAAUUCUUCUGGCGUAUUUCAUUCUGAUGUUUAUAGUCUAUGGUUUUGAGGUGGCAUCUUGUAUCACAGCGGCAACACAACGAGACUUUUUUACAACCAACCUUUUCCUGAAGCAGAUGUUGGAGAGAUACCAAAACAACAGUGCUCCAAAUAAUGAUGACAAGUGGAAGAACAAUGGAGUCACCAAAACCUGGGACAGGCUCAUGCUUCAGGACAAUUGCUGUGGUGUAAAUGGUCCAUCUGACUGGCAAAAAUACACAUCUGCUUUCCGGGCUGAGAAUAACGAUGCCGACUAUCCCUGGCCUCGUCAGUGCUGUGUUAUGAACAAUCUUAAAGAGCCACUGAAUGUGGAAGCCUGCAAACUAGGGGUGCCUGGUUAUUAUCACAGUCAGGGCUGCUAUGAACUGAUCUCCGGGCCAAUGGACCGACACGCCUGGGGCGUUGCCUGGUUUGGAUUUGCCAUUCUUUGCUGGACGUUUUGGGUUCUCCUGGGUACCAUGUUCUACUGGAGCAGAAUCGAAUACUGAGGAUAGAAUGUCACUGCUGAAGCUCCUUCCCCCAGGGACUCUGGAUUUGGUGCUGGAGUCCGCGCGCUGUCUGCAUCUUCCUCCUCUGUGCUCUGCAGUGGCAGCUGCAUGCCCUGCUCGGUGUCCAUUCAGAUGCAAGAGUUCUUUUGGUCCUCAAGUUUCUGCAGUUCUCAUGACAUGACCGCUGUUUCAUCCUACUCUGGGGGUUGGUUGGGCGACAUUUUUGUAGGCGCUAGGAGAGGGGGAAAGUGGAAAGUAAGUAGAUAAUAACUACUUCCAAAAAUAAAAAAUUAAAAAAUUAAAAAAAUUAAAAAUAACUACUUCCACUCAUGUUUAUUUUUAAUGCAAAGGUAUAAAGACACCCCUCAAAAAAAAACAAACACACCCUCUUGCCAUAACAAGUCAAGUCGCUAUUUGGAAAGCAAAUUAGCCUGGGUUUCUCACGGUUUCCUGAAAGAAACCCUCAACACUGUCAUUCAUCCCCAUGUGGUCUGAGUGACAUGAGGACCAAAGAAAAGGCUGCAGAAACCUACCUUUUGCUUUCUGUUCUGCAGUGGCUCCCAUUCGGCAGAGUCCCUCGGAUCCUUGACGGUGGAUCCCGGGACAAUGCCUGAUCUUGGGUCAACAAUGGUUUGGAUUUCCUCUCAGACCUUUCAGAGUGAUGUGUGUCCAGAAAUCUCAAUUUCCCCACGAAGAAUGUCAUCUCUGAGGGGGCAAAGCAGUGGUCUGCUCUAUAUUUUGCUCUGUCUUUGUUCUGAAUGAUCCUAAGUUGGAACAACCUUUCAAACAGCCGAGAAGCAAGCCCACUACUAGGAAUGGGUGAUUUAUGGGUAUUUUUGUUUACUGUCAGAUUAUCUCUCUUCUGAAUGAUGCUUGCAUUUACACUCCUGAAGAGAGUUCCUAUAACUCAGUGUGUGUCUAGUCUUAUAAAUAAAGAGGGCUUUAAAAUAUUUC
Molecule: messenger RNA, 1821 nt
Organism: Echinops telfairi (small Madagascar hedgehog)
Lineage: Eukaryota; Metazoa; Chordata; Mammalia; Afrosoricida; Tenrecidae
Gene: UPK1B
Product: uroplakin 1B
Exons: 8
Coding region: 85-867 (260 amino acids)
Cellular component (GO): membrane
Source: RefSeq, a predicted model, not a curated record